AUGAACGUACCUAACCACACAUCUACUGUUUCAGGUGUUUGUGUUGCUGAGUUCCAGUUAGUAACUAAUCCAAGACACACUGGUACAAUAGGUGAAUCUGUUGUAUUACAAUGUACCUAUAGUGAUUCACUGGAUUCAUCAGAUACAUUAAUACAAUGGACAACCAACGGUGGACAAACUGCUGUAUACACCAAAUUUGGUGAUAAUCCUGGACAAGCAGGUGUUGAAUAUGUAGGAAGGACAUCGUUAUCUGGUUCGGAUGCAUCAUUACAAAUCAAUAAUUUAUCAGUUGAUGAUGAAAAGAUAUAUAAGUGUUCUGUUAAUAAAAUCAGUACCGAUCCACCAACUAUCACCAAUUUGCCAUCAGAUGAGACAGUGAGUGAAGACAGCAACUCUGUGACAUUACAAUGUACAGCCACUGAUGGCAAACCAGCUAUACCUACUACUUAUACAUGGAAGAAAGACAGUGGUGACAUCACUAUAGUUGAAUGUUCUUACACUGCUGCCAUUAGUAUUAGUGUGUUUGUAUCUCUACUUGGUGGCGGCGUAAUUGGUUUCCUAAUUGGCUUUAUUCUGAUUAAGCGGGUUACCAAGAAAACGACAGAACAGACCACAGAUGAAGAUAGAAAGUACACCACGCGUUCUGCAAUUAGAAGGGAAACUGGACAUACAUAUGAGAUACCGACAUUUAUGCCAAGUGUUGCAAUUGACCAUACUUAUACGACACUUUCACCAGAGACAAUGGAACCUGCUUCAGAAUACGAGUUACCAAGUCUGAAAUGUGUAAAUACG
This is a messenger RNA of Saccoglossus kowalevskii, 792 nucleotides long. RefSeq names its product neural cell adhesion molecule 2-like. Gene Ontology annotation, biological process: cell-cell adhesion. NCBI's taxonomy places the organism in Eukaryota, Metazoa, Hemichordata, Enteropneusta, Harrimaniidae. Gene Ontology annotation, molecular function: protein binding. The record is from RefSeq and is a predicted model, not a curated record.